Messenger RNA from Brenthis ino (lesser marbled fritillary), 585 nucleotides. The record is from the annotation of a GenBank genome assembly. NCBI's taxonomy places the organism in Eukaryota, Metazoa, Arthropoda, Insecta, Lepidoptera, Nymphalidae.
AUGCAACCGGUGCGUGCUUAUGGCGGCAUUGUUCAACAAAGUAGUCCUAAGGGGCAGAGAAACGUGCAACAAAAACGUACCAUUCAAUCUGGGCGUACAAGAGAAAACAGUCUUCAGAACUCGCGUGAUAAUGCAAAACCGUAUGAUCUAGAAGCUGCACGGAUUCAUCGAGCAGCUACCAGAACGAGGCCAUUACAGUCAACUGAAUGGAAUGGUCAUAUUGAAAUGACAGAUGAGUGUAAUUUAGGUUUGGCUUUAUUUCAAGUUAACACUCGAAAUUUUGUUAAUAAAGAAAUUCAUAUGAAGUUUAAGGAUGGCAUUCGUUCGAAACGAGUUGAGAUACAUCGUGUGCUAGAUUACUCAAGAGUUGAGACUUAUCUUUUUCGGAAGUCUCACUGUGUCACAAUCCCCGAUUUGAUGUUAAAAUAUAUGGGAGAUCAAGGAGUAGAGCAGUAUUUGUCUGAGUAUACUCUGAUUUCUCAGUUGCUUGAUAAAAUCAAUAGAAUAGAUUCAGUUAGAGAUAGAUGGAUACCGACUUUUUCUCCUCCAGUGCGUUCAUUAGGACACAUACUGAAUCAAGAACUU